AUGCGAAGGUUAAAACUAAUAAAUGUAGCGGAAGUAGGCGGUGAAGUCGGCAAAGAAAUGUAUAUAGUAAAUAGAGGCCGAUUACAGGUAGUGGCCGAUAACGGCAGAACCGUAUUAGCCACUUUAAAAGCUGGUAGUUAUUUUGGAGAAAUUUCGAUAUUGAAUAUGGGCACGGCAGGUAAUAGGAGGACGGCGAGUGUCAGGUCGGUGGGAUACAGCGACCUUUUCGUCCUCAGUAAAAAGGAUAUGUGGGAUGUCCUUAAAGAGUAUCCCGCUGCUAGGGUCCGUCUGGAAGCGAUAGCUGUGAAGAGGCUGGAGAAAUACAAGAGAGCGCCAUUAGAGAAAGCUGCAAUGGGUAGAAGUCAAUCAACGCCAGGAUUGGUGGAAUCUCGCGGAAAAGUGGCACUAGAAGAUAUGUGGAUACCUCCAGUAUUAUCAAGCUUGACCCCAGCUUAUCCCAGAUCACUUAUAAGCUCACCUUCCAGGCAGCAUACUCCGGAUUCUCCAGGAGCUAUUUCGACAAGUAGUGGAAGAAGUGCUAGGAGCCAUCACGUGACGGGAUCCCAUCAAAGAUCAGGUACAACUCUACAAUGCGACAGCAUGACUCAUUUGGUUUCAGCUUCAGGUGCAACCAGUCCUGCGCUCGGAUCACACGAAGCGCUCGAAACUGAAAUAAAACGCUUGAGAGAGCGUUUGCAAACUGUAGAGUCAGAAAACGCUGCCAUGAGCAUCAAGUUGAAUCAGCAACAAUGGGAACUUGAGAAUAGGUUAGCAGAAAUUGAAAUGCAGAUAUGUGGUUCAAGGUCGUCAAGCAGUCUAGCAGAAGAAGAAAAUGAAAGGAAUAGAGAGAGUAUUAUUUAA
Molecule: messenger RNA, 861 nt
Organism: Diabrotica balteata
Lineage: Eukaryota; Metazoa; Arthropoda; Insecta; Coleoptera; Chrysomelidae
Source: the annotation of a GenBank genome assembly